Molecule: messenger RNA, 3066 nt
Organism: Poecilia latipinna (sailfin molly)
Lineage: Eukaryota; Metazoa; Chordata; Actinopteri; Cyprinodontiformes; Poeciliidae
Product: glutamate receptor, ionotropic, kainate 2
Exons: 14
Coding region: 26-2482 (818 amino acids)
Biological process (GO): monoatomic ion transport
Cellular component (GO): membrane
Molecular function (GO): signaling receptor activity; ligand-gated monoatomic ion channel activity
Source: RefSeq, a predicted model, not a curated record
CUAAUGUACACUUCUGCUUUCUUCCAUGCCAGCAUGUGACCAGCUUUCUCUUGGAGUGGCAGCCAUUUUUGGCCCCUCGCACAGCUCCUCUGCCAACGCAGUCCAGUCCAUCUGCAACGCUUUGGGAGUGCCCCACAUCCAGACCAAAUGGAAGCAUCAAGUGUCUGACAACAGAGACUCGUACUAUGUCAGCCUGUAUCCUGACUUCUCCUCCCUCAGCAGAGCCAUCCUCGACCUGGUGCACUUCUUCAAGUGGAGAACUGUCACCGUGGUCUAUGACGACAGCACAGGUACAGGUCUCAUUCGACUGCAGGAGCUGAUCAAGGCUCCGUCGCGAUACAACAUUCGUUUGAAGAUCCGGCAGCUGCCCACAGAGACCAAGGACGCCAAGCCACUUUUGAAGGAGAUGAAGAAGGCAAAGGAGUUUCAUGUCAUCUUUGAUUGUGGACACGAGAUGGCUGCCUGGAUUCUGAAACAGGCCCUGGCCAUGGGCAUGAUGACUGAGUACUACCAUUACAUUUUUACUACCCUGGACCUUUUUGCCCUCGAUAUGGAACCGUAUCGCUACAGUGGAGUUAACAUGACUGGGUUUCGCAUUCUCAACACGGAAAACUCUCAGGUGUCAUCAAUCAUCGAGAAGUGGUCAAUGGAGCGGCUACAGGCCCCACCCAAGCCAGACUCAGGCCUGCUGGACGGAUUCAUGACAACGGACGCAGCUCUGAUGUACGACGCCGUGCAUGUGGUGGCGGUGGCAGUGCAGCAGUCGCAGCAAAUCACCGUCAGCUCUCUGCAGUGUAAUCGCCACAAGCCGUGGCGCUUUGGAGGUCGUUUCAUAAACCUUAUCAAAGAGGCUCACUGGGAUGGUUUGACGGGACGCGUUCUGUUCAACAAGACCAAUGGGCUCCGAACAGAUUUUGAUCUGGACGUCAUCAGCCUGAAGGAGGAUGGGCUGGAAAAGAUUGGAACGUGGGAUCCUCCCAGCGGUCUAAAUAUGACAGAGACUCACAAAAGCAAGACAUCCAACAUCACUGACUCCCUGGCAAACAAAUCCCUGCGCGUAUCCACCAUUCUGGAGGAGCCGUAUGUGAUGUUCAAGAAAUCGGACAAGCCUCUAUAUGGGAAUGACCGCUUUGAGGGGUUCUGUAUUGACCUGUUGAGGGAACUCUCCGGGAUCCUCGGGUUUCGCUACGAGGUGCGAUUAGUGGAAGACGGGAAGUAUGGAUCGCUGGACGAAGGUACGGGCCAGUGGAACGGCAUGGUGCGGGAGCUCAUGGACCACAAAGCAGACCUUGCUGUUGCUCCUCUGGCCAUCACCUACGUCAGGGAGAAGGUCAUUGACUUCUCAAAGCCCUUCAUGACUCUGGGGAUAAGUAUCCUAUACCGCAAGCCCAACGGCACCAAUCCAGGGGUCUUCUCUUUCCUCAACCCGCUCUCACCGGAUAUCUGGAUGUAUAUUCUGCUGGCUUGCUUGGGUGUCAGUUGUGUGCUGUUUGUCAUAGCCAGGUUUAGCCCGUAUGAGUGGUACAACCCGCAUCCAUGCAACCCAGACUCCGAUGUAGUGGAAAACAAUUUCACACUGCUCAAUAGUUUCUGGUUCGGAGUCGGGGCUCUCAUGCAGCAAGGCUCAGAGCUCAUGCCCAAGGCCCUGUCAACUCGAAUAGUCGGAGGCAUCUGGUGGUUUUUUACCCUCAUCAUCAUUUCGUCAUACACAGCCAACUUAGCUGCUUUCCUCACUGUGGAGCGAAUGGAGUCGCCGAUAGACUCCGCCGACGACCUGGCUAAGCAAACGAAAAUCUUGUACGGACUGGUGGAGGACGGUGCCACCAUGACAUUCUUCAAGAAGACAAAGAUCUCUACGUAUGAUAAGAUGUGGGAGUUCAUGAACAGCAGGAGGCAGUCUGUGAUGGUGAAGAGUGUGGAGGAGGGCAUCCAACGCGUUUUGACCUCUGAUUAUGCUUUCCUUAUGGAGUCCACCACUAUUGAGUUUGUCACCCAGCGCAACUGCAACCUCACACAGAUCGGAGGCCUCAUAGACUCCAAAGCGUAUGGAGUUGGAACACCUAUGGGCUCUCCAUACAGAGACAAGAUCACAAUAGCUAUUCUUCAGCUCCAAGAGGAAGGGAAGCUGCACAUGAUGAAGGAGAAGUGGUGGAGAGGCAACGGCUGUCCAGAGGAGGAGAGCAAAGAGGCGAGCGCUCUUGGAGUGCAGAACAUCGGGGGGAUCUUCAUCGUGCUGGCCGCAGGGCUUGUGCUCUCGGUGUUUGUUGCCGUAGGGGAGGUCCUUUACAAGUCCAAGCAGAACGCCCAGCUGGAAAAGCGAUCAUUCUGCAGCGCUAUGAUGGAUGAGCUGCGCGUUUCUCUGAAGUGCCAACGUCGUCUCAAACAAAAGCCUCAGCCGCCCGCCAUCGUCAAGACGGAGGAGGUCAUUAACAUGCACACGUUCAACGACAGAAGACUCCCAGGGAAGGAAACCAUGGCAUGAAAACUGACAACACCCUGAAACAUUCCCCUCAAUUAAAAUCAGCGAGGGGAGACGGGCGGGGGGUGGGGUCAAAUUAACGCAGACUAGACCAGGAGCUGAGGUUAGCAGUAACAACAGGAUUCCUUUUUGAACCAACAUGCUUAUGUCGACCGAUGUUUCCUGUGGAAAUACAGAUACCUGAGAAGUGUCACCUCACUGUGACCGUUACUUUUUGGAAGGAAGCUGGAAGCGGCGGACUCUCUCCCAGGCUGGGCGGGUGACGUGCGUAGACCUCAAAGCGGAUUCAAGCAGGUUUGGGAAAAAAAAAAAAAAAAAAAAAAAACGUUUGCUGGUUCACACACCAGAAGUGGAUUUAAACACAAACACACACCUGAUGUACACACAGACACUCAUACUGUCGUUUCACACUCUUUACUGCUGUGCAUAAGGGAGGACUCGGUUCGAACAAUAAAUUUGGUUGUAGUUUUUCUGUUGUCGUCAAUGCCCCCAUCGUCUUACUUCCAUGUCUGUGGCCCCUUCCUUCAGUGGCUUGAGUUUCUCUUCAAUCAUUUAAAGCAAACACUAAUUUCAUACCAAAAAAAAAA